GCUUCAUUUCAGAGAUCUAACAGUCAUGACAAAGUUCGAAAAAUUGUGGCAGAGGAAGGACGUACUGCCAGAAAUCUGAUUGCAUGGAGUGUCCCCCUGGAAAACAAAGAAGGUGAAGGGAAAUCCAAGUGGCCAUGUGGAAAACCUAAGAGAGGAAGCCAUGGAACCCACAAACCUUCCAAACAGAACAAUUCCUUGCAUUGCAAACUGAAUGCUGGCUCCACAGCAGACAAAAUCCAGGACAAAAGCCCAACCAAAACAAGGCUACCUCGGAAAGUUGACCUACGAGCAAGAUACUGGGCAUUCCUAUUUGACAAUCUCAGGAGAGCUGUGGAUGAAAUUUAUGUGACAUGCGAAUCAGACCAAAGUGUUGUUGAAUGCAAGGAAGUACUAAUGAUGUUGGAUAACUAUGUGAGAGAUUUCAAGGCUCUCAUUGACUGGAUUCAACUUCAAGAAAAGCUGGAGAAGACUGAUGCGCAGAGCAGGCCUACCUCUUUGGCUUGGGAAGUGAAGAAAAUGUCUCCUGGACGACACGUUUUGCCUAGCCCAUCUUCUGAUAGAGUGAGCUCGACUUCUAGUGCAAGGAGGGCACUCAAUUUUGGGGGACCUCCUCUCAGUAUUACACCCGGGCGUCUGACUCCAUCGGGUGUCAGUUGGGCUGAUAAAGUGAAAGCCAGUCAUGGAAAUUCUACAAAUAAUCAACCUACGGAGAUUGUGCCUCCAUGUUCAGCAGUGCCUAUACAGAAAGCCCUUCAUGAAAAUGAUCGGAUUGAUGGGGAAGGCUGGGAGACAGUACAGCGAGGAAGGCCUAUCCGCUCCAGAUCUUCAACUAUGACAAACAAGCCUGCUUCUCCUCCAGAUGCAGGACUUCCACAGAAGGAUGACAGUGACAAAGAGAACAUCUGUCUUAAGUCUCCAGAGAAUACCAAGAAAGAGACAUCAAAGUCAGAACAUCUUCCUGUACUUGUGGAACCACCACCUAAGGAGUUACUAUGCCCGUGUGAAAUACCUCUGACAGAAAUCACACAGUUCACUGUUCACAAAGCCUUAGAAGAAAUAAAGACAACAGGAUCCUUUAUUGCCCAGUCGGCCCCAAAACUGCCCUGUCUGGACAUUCCAGUUGAAUUUCUGGAUCCUCUUUCAAGGAUGAGAAACUCUGAUAUCAUCUGCUCUGUUGACCCAUCAGAUGGAGGGAAAAGUGGUACCGAUAUGGAUCUUUCAAACGUGAGUGCUGGAAAAUUGGUAAGA
Staurois parvus is the source of this 1248-nucleotide messenger RNA. Lineage: Eukaryota; Metazoa; Chordata; Amphibia; Anura; Ranidae. The record is from the annotation of a GenBank genome assembly.